AUGGCAGACCUAUCCGUUAGCGAUGAGGCGCCCCAAACAGUCGCGAUGGAAGGAGCGACCCAGAUUAUCGACAUGCCAGACGAGCUCAUUCUCUCCAUUUUGGAAGUCCUUUGUCGCCACUGUGACGGUCGAAAUGGCGGAAGUUUCCAGGCCGAACGCGAUACCCAGAACGCACUCAUCUCAUUCUCAAAGACCUGCUUCCGCUUCCAUAAGCUUGCGCGACCCCACCUCUUUCACCACGUCUGCUUCAAUUACGACUACCUCGAGAUUCGAGAUCGUCCCUGGCAGGGUGUGAAGCAUGAGAAGGCCCUGUUCAGGCUUUUGAGAACUCUGGCUGGCGACCACGUUCCAGACCCCGACGCGCUGGAGGCGGCUGGCAAGCGGAGCCUUGCAAACGGCAUCGAUGACUUAGCCACCUCCAUCAAGCACCUUGAAGCUAACCUGACCCCCAAUCUGCACAUUGAAAGCGGCAAGGUCGGCAAGAUUUGGAAAACUCCCAGAGGGGAGGCCGUUGGAUUCGACUGGCUUCCUGAGGUUCUCAACCGUGCCACUAAAUUGGAACAUCUCGAGCUGCACAUGGAGCUUCCCCUCAUCAAGCAUGGUGGCUUUAUCUGGACCAUGGACCGGUACGGCCGCGCCAAGUACGAUUCCAUCAAGACGCUCAGCCUCAUUUACCGUGGCGACUGCUACGACAAGAUCAGCCAAUUUGAUCUCAGGGACACGUACAUGAUCUUCAACCGCUGCAGAAAUCUUACCACACUCGAAAUUCACGGAAUAGGAGGUGUAGGCGGAAAUUUCCUCCACGACACCGACCACGUCAUCUCCAAGCUCAAGACUUUGCGCCUGACAAACUGCUCCUUGUUGCUCGACGACAUUGAGAUUCUCACCGCAGGCAUCAAGAACUUGGAGAGCUUCACCCUCGGCCGCGGCGAGCUCCGCAGAUUCCAGCUGAUGGCUGAGCGUGGCCACUAUCCCAGUUCCACGAUAAACGACCAGAUUUCCCCCGCAAAUCUCGCUGUUGGCCUGGCGCGUAUGUGCGCCCACAGCCUGAGACAUCUCGAGCUCGGUCCCUUCGAGAUGAAGUUUUGGGAGAGCCGUUGGCACGGGAAGCCCUUUGAAGGUGAGGCCGAAAGCCUCGACAACAUUCGACACGACACCAUUACUACCCUGCGUUCCUUCGAAAGGCUCGAGCAUGUUCAGCUUGCUCAGGACUCUAUCCUCGGCGUCCCCAACAUGUGGACCUCUCGCUCUUAUAUUCCCGAGGUGUGGCCAGGUGACGUAGCUACGGAGGAGCAACUCGGGAUGCGUCGCAUCGACACCAGCUUGCCUGAUCCAGACGGCACUCGCCUAGUCAGCAUGCUUCCGCGUACCCUCAAGUACUUUCGGCUUACCCAUGUCAAUAACAAUCUGGCACACAGCCUGCUCACCUUUGCCUCUGCCGUCGCCGACGGAGAGUUCCCCGCAUUGAAGGAGGUAUCCUUACACGGCCAGGAUCCCCUCAUGGAGCGUUGUCGGUACGGCUCCCGAUUCCAGAUUGAACUUCUUUUCGCUCUAGAGCGGCACUGGGACUUCUUAAGGAACCACGUCCUCGAGAAGAUGAAGGGAUUGCUCGAGCGGGCUGGUGUCAAUUUCUCCUGGGACGCGAUGGGAAGCAACAGUCCCGCUGAGGGAUGGCCCGGCAACCCGAUGUUACAGUCCUUAGGCAUGGAGCCAACCCCUCCCAUGACUCAAAGAGAGGUUGCUUUCAGUGACUUCAGCAAGGAACGCCGCAACAGGUCUAUCAUGCUGCGGCGAAAAUACGCGGCUCUGGGAUCCACUGGUACCCUAGAGGAAGACAACGAUCCCCCGGUGAUCGUUCUGUUGCCUGGUGGAAGAGAGCUUCACUUGAACAGUAGAGGUGAGGCACGUUUGGAAUAUCGGAACCGCGAUCAGUGGGGAAACCUGGUUGAUGAAGACCCUGUUCAAUCAGAUCCUGACUUGGAUUGA
This is a messenger RNA of Colletotrichum aenigma, 1986 nucleotides long. RefSeq lists its product as uncharacterized. NCBI's taxonomy places the organism in Eukaryota, Fungi, Ascomycota, Sordariomycetes, Glomerellales, Glomerellaceae. Bases 1 to 1986 code for a protein of 661 amino acids. The record is from RefSeq and is a predicted model, not a curated record. The transcript has a single exon.